AUGGAAGAUCUACUUCGUCUCGCCAAGAUCCCUCGUAAGGAUCUCCCUGAUCUUCGGACCGUCACCCAGAUUGGCCUUCGCGAGAGUGACAUCCCAAAGGGACAGGCCCUGGACUGGGCUCGCCGUGGAGCGGUCUUUAACUUCGAGGCCGAGAAGAAGGGUCGCCUUUUUGAACUUAUGAAAUCCUCUUUCGACGUCUGGAUCUGUUCGCGACUCGCUCUUGACCGACUCGGCUGCCCGAUGUACGUGGAACUCGCGUUCCAGGAAACUCCCUCCAGAAGCUUGAAGGUGACCGCUCUCGCCUUUUUCAACGGCGUUGGGCUGGACGACAGCGUCUUCCAGGACGGAAUCAGACGACUCGAAGCAAAUGGCAUCCGUCCUGUGUACAUUGCGGCGGAGUUCGCGCACCCCUUGGGGUACUUCUUCCAUCAACUUCCUCGCCGUCCCGGGCACUUGAAGGCCCUUUUGAUUGCCUUCAUGGGCUGUACCAACCCUAUCUAUUGUCGCGGUUGUAUCAGAUCUUGGAAGGGCACGGUUACCUCAAAUAAAGAGCACAUUCUGACUCCAUUUGCGAAUUAUUGCUCUGACCGCGGCUUUAUAAGUGGCAAAUAUUCCAACUGCAUCUGGAAUAACUACUCAGGGUAUAAGUGGGAGUUGCUGCCGCAGUACCAGUCCACUGGCUCGCAAAAGAACCCCAUUAAGUACACUCUUCUUGGUACUAGGACUGAAUUUAUAGAUCCCGUGCCUAUUCAGAAUCCAGACCUCCUUAACCAUCAGACUUGCCCUCGGAUCACUUGA
This is a messenger RNA of Ilyonectria robusta, 798 nucleotides long. RefSeq lists its product as uncharacterized. The record is from RefSeq and is a predicted model, not a curated record. The transcript is spliced from 2 exons. Lineage: Eukaryota; Fungi; Ascomycota; Sordariomycetes; Hypocreales; Nectriaceae. The coding region runs from base 1 to 798 and encodes 265 amino acids.